UUUGCCAGUCAUGAAAGUGGUACAUUACAAGAGAAGGCCUCCCAGCUGAGACGUUCACCACAUACCCACUGUUAAGUCUCCAGCCUGAACUUGAAUUUCGAGUGAAAUUUGGAGCUGUGAAAGGUGUGUGGAUCAUGGGCUUCUUGCCGAUGAUGUACGCAUCACUCUCUCUGCUGCUACUAGGUUCACUAGGAAAGCUAAUGGUGCUAGCAUCUGGAGUUGUAACAAGCCACAACCCAGAAGGGAAUUGGGCACAUCCAUCACUUGCCACACUUGAUGGUUGCCCCAAGAGCUGUGGCAAUCUGAGCUUCGACUACCCCUUUGGCAUGGGAUCAAGGUGCUCUCGGGAUCCUGACUUCAGCCUCAUUUGCAAUGACACUGCUCAGCCUCCCAGGCUCUUCUUGUGCGACGGAAUCACCGAGGUGAUCGACAACAUCGUUGUUGGUAGCGGUGGGGAUUACUACCACACUCACAAAAGCAUCAGUACCUCCUUCUGGCGUACCAUCCCCAUGAAAUCUGGUGUCCAUGUCUACUACUUGUCUUUCCAACCUCCUGGUAGAUCCUUCAGCCGUGGGGAAACCAUUCUGAACAUCACUGGUUGCGACCUGGAUGUGUAUUGGGUCAACAACAACACACACAGAACAACAUGGAUCUGUACGACUGUGUGCCCGGACCAAGUUAUCACAGAGACCAUGGCUAGGCUCAAGUGCAGUGGCAUUGGAUGUUGCAGUUUUCCUGUCACUGGCCUGCUUCCUGAUGCUUUUCAACUCAAAUUUGUCCACCACCACGGCAAAACUAGCACUGGAACACGCUCAAACCAGACCUCUAUGCUGUGGGAUAGAAUCAGCAUAAGUGAUGGUGGCGGCGGCACAGUUUUGUGGAAUAUAGUGGAUCAACAAAAUUGUGCUAGCGCCAUGCGAAACAGGACAAGGUAUGCUUGUAUCGGCAAGCAUUCCUUGUGCGGCGACCAUAGCGUGACAUCAACUGACGGCUACAACUGCAUCUGCAGUGCCGGCUAUGCAGGCAACCCCUUCAUUCAAGAUGGCUGUUCCAGAGACAAAGGGUAUAAUCCAAUUCCGAGCAGAGCUAAUUGUACCCGUUGGUGUGGUAACAUUAGUGUGCCGUACCCAUUCGGCUUAGAAGAGGGUUGCUUUGCCAGGGAAGAAUUCCAGCUCAACUGUACAAAUAUGGCAUCAUCAGCUGUCCUAAUGUUUGGGCUUGACCAGGUUAUGGACCUGAAUGUUUACCAAGGGACCAUUAAGUCCAUCUGGCCUGACCAACAAGGUGCAUCAUUUUACCACAUAUUUAGCAGGCGUGCUCUUUUUGUUGGAUAUGGCUACUUCUAUUCUAUGCAGUGGGUUGCAGCUAAUCUAAGUUGCAUAGAGGCCCAACGGAAUAUAUCUGGUUAUGCUUGUGUAAGUACCAACAGCAAGUGUGUAGCAGUAGAUGGUGAAUGGAGCUACAUUGGGUACCGCUGUAAAUGCUCGGAUGGUUUCCGAGGAAAUCCAUACACCCAAAGUGGUUGUCAAGAUAUUGAUGAAUGCCUUCAACCAAACAUUUGUAAAGGGAUAUGCCAUAAUAUUGAAGGCAGCUUCUAUUGUACUGAAUGUCCUCACAAGACCGAGUACGAUAUACACAAAAUGCAAUGUACAACAACAAAACAACAUAUUCUGCUUUCAGGUAAGACUAAGUCAUGGUUAUGUUUGAUAAAAAGGAUAAAAAGAAACUUACAGAGCUUAAUGCCUUCACGUAUUAUCAUUGGGUCAUCUGGUGGCUUCAGCAUUCUAGCUCUGAGUUUUGGUACAGUAUUUCUCAUUCGUAUAUGGAAAAGAAAUGUUCAACGACAACUACGGAAGAAUUAUUUUCGGAAUAACCAAGGUCUUCUCCUAGAAACAUUGAUAUCAUCUGAUGAAAGUGCAAAUGACAAAACAAAGAUUUUCUCAUUAGAAGAGCUAGAGAAAGCAACAGACAACUUUGAUACGGCCCGCAUCAUUGGCUCUGGGGGGCAUGGCAUGGUUUAUAAAGGCAUGUUAUCUGAUCAACGUGUGGUUGCAAGAAAAAAGUCCAAGGUCAUUAAAAAGGCUGAGAUCACUCAAUUCAUCAAUGAGGUCGCUAUCCUCUCACAAGUAAAUCAUAGAAACAUUGUGAAGCUCUUUGGGUGUUGUCUGGAAACUGAGGUUCCACUGCUCGUGUAUGAAUAUAUAUCUUGUGGCUCACUGUCUCAAGUCUUAAAUGCUGACUCAAGCACUAGUUUUUCUUUGUCCUGGGAUGAUUACUUAAGGAUUGCCACGGAAACAGCAGGAGCACUAUCUUAUCUCCACUCAGCGGCUUCAAUAUCAAUCUUCCAUCGUGAUGUGAAAUCGUCAAACAUACUCCUGGAUGGGAACUACAGAGUUAAAGUUUCAGAUUUUGGUGCUUCUAGAUUGGUUCCAGUUGAUCAAACACACAUUGUUACAAAUGUGCAAGGUACAUUUGGGUACUUAGAUCCAGAGUACUUCCAUACCAGGCAGUUAAAUGAGAAGAGUGACGUGUAUAGUUUUGGUGUGGUACUAGUGGAGUUGCUUCUUAGAAUGAAGCCUAUCAUCAGGAGUGAAUCAGGCACAAUGCAGAACUUGUCACACUACUUUAUAAGGGCAUUGAACGAGGGAGGGAUCGCCGACAUACUGAACUCUGAAGUCCUUGAGGAAGCAACUAAGGAUGAGAUCAUCGAUGUUGCCAGUCUUGCAGAGUUGUGCUUAAGACUGCGUGGUGAAGAAAGACCCACCAUGAAACAAGUUGAGGUUGAGUUGCAGAUAUUACGAACAAGAAGGGCAAACUCAUGUCAAGCGAAUGUAAUAAAUGAAGAACAAACACAACCAAUGUUGUUAACUCGAGGAGUUAAAGUUGCUUUCCAGUCGUCAGCCACGUUAGUGGAUUGCAGAUACAACUUAGAGUCAAGAGACAGCCAAGGUUGCUACGACCUGCAGGAAGAGUUCAUGGCAUCAGCUAGUCUAGCACGCUAGAUGCGUUCAGUGAAUUUUAUAGUUGAUGAUUGAUUAUAUAUUUUCUUUUGCGAGCUCGCAACUGGGAUUGAAAUUUAAUCAAUCAAUAGUACAAUGCACUAGCUUGGUACUGUACAAGGUAGGGAGUGUUAAACACAUGAUAUGUUGCACCCCCGCGCACCAGGUAGUUCGGAUAGAUAGAUAGAGAUAGGUUUCUUUUCCUUUUCCUUUCUCUCCAAGUUCUAUCCCUUCCUUGAAUAUCUCCCUCUCAUAUGUAAUCUCAACAAUGUAUGCGCUAUGGUUGGGAGGUGCACCCCACGCUAUAUAACACG
This is a messenger RNA of Triticum aestivum (bread wheat), 3313 nucleotides long. RefSeq names its product wall-associated receptor kinase-like 8. Bases 135 to 3002 code for a protein of 955 amino acids. Gene Ontology annotation, molecular function: protein serine/threonine kinase activity; calcium ion binding; ATP binding. Gene Ontology annotation, cellular component: plasma membrane. Lineage: Eukaryota; Viridiplantae; Streptophyta; Magnoliopsida; Poales; Poaceae. The record is from RefSeq and is a predicted model, not a curated record. The transcript has 3 exons. Gene Ontology annotation, biological process: protein phosphorylation; cell surface receptor signaling pathway.